Hyalella azteca is the source of this 2604-nucleotide messenger RNA. RefSeq names its product lachesin. Gene Ontology annotation, cellular component: neuron projection. The coding region runs from base 695 to 1978 and encodes 427 amino acids. The record is from RefSeq and is a predicted model, not a curated record. NCBI's taxonomy places the organism in Eukaryota, Metazoa, Arthropoda, Malacostraca, Amphipoda, Hyalellidae. The transcript has 11 exons.
AUGCUGUAUAGCGCUAUCUAAAUCGAAAUAAUUGCAAAGAAAAGCAAUUCAUUAAGGAGAAAGAAAUAAACUUUUGAAAUUUGAUCGCGUUUUUUUUAUAAUUAGCAAGAAAUUUCCUAAGAUGAAAUUGGAUCCGAUUUUAACAUCAGCAUUUGAAUACAUAUGAAUUUGAAUAUUAUUUUCUUGAAAAUGGCCCGAACGAAGAAACUUGUGUGUCAGGAAACUGCUGAAAUCCGAGUGGAGUGAAAUGCUGAACUCAAGCAUUGAUAAUCUCGUAUGGUGAUUGAAAGCUUACCUGUUCUCACUACAACAUAAUGCGAUGUCCUCACAUUUGAAUCUUGACAUUACAACACGAAUAACUAAACCUGGAUGUGCUGACAAUAUCAUGCGAUCGCCUCAAUCAAGUCGUGCAUAAAGUUUCUCGAUUGAAAAAUCCACUGUCAGUAAUUUCAAAUAAAUGCGGCAUAAGUGUGGCAGCAGUUUAAUCUGAUGUAGAUUUGUUUGUCCCAACACUGAAUUUUGAAAAUAAUCUCACAGUUAGUUGUGGAAUGGUAGGAAACAAGGCGGGCCGUCUCUAGUGAAGUGAUAUUAGACAAGGUGUUACGUCACUAGUGAAGUAACUGUUGACAAGGCGUGACGUCACUAGUGAAAUAAUACUAUACAAGGCGUGACGUCACUCACGUUGUGCUAAACCAUGCGUCGGGUCUGCCAUGCCGCGCUGAACCUUCUCUGCUGCUACGUCGCAGCUGCCUUAGCAGCGCAGACAGAAACUAGAGGAGGGAAACCUCGCGAUCCUGUUUUCCUGGGCGACAUCAGCAACCAGACCGUGGCUGAGGGGCGGACCGUCAGAUUCGCGUGCCGGGUUGACUACCUGGGACCACAUAAGCUUGCGUGGAUUCACUACGAGAACUCGGCCAUCCUGACAGUUGCCAACCACGUGAUCACGCGCAACGACCGCAUCAGCGUGACGCACGACAAGCACCAGAAGACGUGGUACCUUCACAUCGCUGAUGUUAAAGAGUCCGACACUGGCAAGUAUAUGUGCCAGAUCAACACUGCCUCGGCCAUGACCGUCGCGGGCUAUCUCACUGUUGUGGUGCCACCGGACAUCGUGGACUCGGAGAGCUCCGGUGACGUCAUCGCGCAGGAAGGCAACGACGUGAAGCUUCGCUGCAAGGCGCGCGGCAGCCCCAAGCCCAUCGUCACAUGGAAGAGGGAGGAUGGCAACCCCAUCACCGUCAACAAGACCUUAUCAGUGAUCGACCACAAGGGGGAAGUGCUGACGCUGAACAAAGUCAGCCGUAUGGACAUGGGCGCGUAUCUCUGCAUCGCCAGCAACGGCCACCCACCCAUUGUCAGCAAGCGCAUUCUUGUCAGCGUCGACUUCCCCCCGAUGCUGUGGAUCCCACACCAGUUGAUCGCUGCGCUGCGUGGCAACGAAGUGUUGCUGGAGUGCUACACUGAAGCGCAUCCCACUUCCCUCAACUACUGGACACGGGGCGACAGCAACAUGAUCUAUGACUCGGAAAAAUUCCACAUCGAGCACAAAGUUGGCAACCCGGGCUACAAGAUCCACAUGCUGCUCACCAUCAGGUACAUGGAGGACGAGGACUUCGGCACAUACCGCUGCGUGGCCAAGAACCCGCGGGGCGAGACCGACGGGGCUAUCAAGGUCUACGACGCAGGGCCUCCUGCCACCACCACCAUCGCCACCACAAUCCCUACGGAGGUCCUCGACGACAUCAACAACCAAGUGCUGGACAGAAGCCCGGGUGCUCGAGGCCGCAAGAGAACACAGCUCCAGUCGCCUGGUAAAGCCGUUGAUGGUACUCUUAAAGAUUCUUCUCGUCCGCCCUAUGCUGAUGGCCUGGAUCUUUUCGAGAUAUCCAUCGGGACAGGUCACAGGUCCAUGGCUUCACGGAGCUUAGCGGCGUUGGUCAUGGUCAUAUUGAUCAUUAAUAGAACGUUAUUAUCAUAACCUCGUCCUUACUGCGCGUCAAAGCUUACGUAGAGAUUUGUGGAGCUGAUGAAGGGAUAGAGUAUAUAAUGUCUACAAAUUCUAUUCAUUCUGCCAUGUGCAAGACAUAUCUAUGCGCUCAUUCAUUGUUGUUGAUUACAAGGUGAAUCAAUUAGAAAUAAUUUGUGCUUUGUUCAAUCGCAUGAGUCAUCUAAUGUGCGUUAAUACCGAAAUAAAUGGUAGACUUUAGUGUGUAGAAAGAAAUUAUACUUCUAGAUGAAUGGGACGAUAUUGUUCAAACAUAUUUCAACUUAUAACCUCAUCAUCUUGUUCUUAACAAGUUAGUUAUGCAUUUGACAGAAUUCAACCAUUUGGAACACAGCCAAUUUCAGUAAUUCCCAAUCCAAAGCUUCACAAGGAACUCAGUUCAGAUGGUGGACUAUCCAAAGAGAAAUGUGAAUUUAAUCCAUCUUGCUAGCUGUGGCGGUAAAAUUAAUAAAAAAACAGUCAAUCCCGCGUUCUCCUACGCUGACAGCCAAGAUUUUUUCCGAGAUAUCCAUCGUAACAGACCAGCGCAGAAGCUUACAUCUCAAACUAGAAGAAAAAAAUUCACUCUAAUUCAGUAUAUUCGGUAAAAAAUUACUAAA